UCACAAGGCAGAGGUUCAUUUAGCAAGAGAAUAACAAUUUAAAUCAAAAAAAAAAUUACCAAAAUGUUUAAAUAUAAAAAUUAUUGUUAUAAAUUAAACAAAUUAAAUUUAAUAAAACAUACAGAUUUACAACACAUAAAUACGAAUAUAAAACCGCAAUUCAAUCUGUUGAGAUUUCGAUCUAGUAUAUCAACCAUAAAUGAUCAAGUCGACAUCAAAUCGGCAUUAAACACCGAAUGGCAGACGGCAAAACCUUUCGAAGAGAUUCCCACUAUAAGCACAUUUGCAUUGAUAAGAAAUUUCUUGCCCGGUGGUAAAUAUUGUAAAUUAGAUUCGACACAAUUUUUAAUGGCCCUAAAAGAGGAUUUGGGCAGUUUCUGCAAAUUACCGGGUUCCUUUGGUCAAACGGACAUUAUAUUUACACACAAUGUUCAGGAUUUUGAAACACUUCUACGUAACGAGGGAAUUUGGCCUAAAAGAGUCGGCUUGGAGGCUUUGAAUUAUCAUCGCAGUGUUUAUAGAGCCGAUUUUUUUCAGGGAACUGAAGGACUCUUGGCAACGCAUGGCGAAAAAUGGGGCACGUUUAGAUCGGCGGUAAAUCCAGUACUAAUGCAACCCAAAAAUGUUAGAUUGUACUUGGGGAAAAUGUCACAGGUUAAUAAGGAAUUUAUAGAGAGAAUUCGUCAAAUACGUGAUCCAAGCACUUUGGAAGUCCCCAAUACUUUUGAAGAAGAAAUAAAUCGCUGGACUUUAGAAUCCGUUUCCGUAGUUGCUCUAGACAAACAAUUGGGUUUGAUUACUACAAAUCGCAACAAUCCAAUGGCCAAACGAAUGUUUGACACUUUAAACGAAUUUGUUUCACUUUCGUUGGACAUUGAAUUGAAACCCUCAAUAUGGAGAUAUUACAAAACGCAAACCUUUAAAAAACUAAUGACUUCUUUGGAUACUUUAUUGGAGAUAACCACUACUUAUAUAAAUGAGGCCAUUGAACGCUUGGAACAGGAGCGACAAAAUGGUGCACAGGAAAAAGCCGAACACGAAAAAAGCGUUUUGGAGAAACUCUUAAAAAUUGAUAACAAAAUAGCUACGGUCAUGGCCAUGGAUAUGUUUAUGGCGGGUGUGGAUACGAGCACUUCAACUUUUACUGGUCUGUUGUUAGCAAUGGCCCAGAAUCCGGACAAACAGGCCAAAUUGCGCGAAGAAGUUAUGACAAUUUUACCCCACAAAGAUUCUGAUUUUACAGAAGAGGCGUGCAAAAAUAUGCCUUAUUUAAGAGCUUGCAUUAAGGAAGCCUUGCGUGUUUAUCCCUUAACUGUAGGCAAUGCCCGUUCACCAGCCAAAGAUGUGGUACUAAGUGGUUAUAGAGUGCCCAAAGAUACCCGCGUUACCAUGGUUUCUAUAUCUCUGUUACGCGAUGAAAAUCACUUCCCCAGAGCUAAUGAAUAUUUACCCGAACGUUGGUUGAGGAUACAAAAGGAUUCGAAUGAAAAUCACUCUACUGCUAUGCCUUCCCUAAGGCCCAGCUGUCCAUUUGUUUAUUUGCCCUUCGGUUUUGGUCCACGCACUUGUAUUGGUCGUCGUAUAGUUGAAAUGGAACUGGAAUUGGGUAUUGCUCGUAUGGUGCGCAAUUUUCAUAUAGAAUUUAAUUAUCCAACUGAAAAUGCAUUUAAGAGUGUGUUUAUGAAUGUACCCAAUAUACCGUUGAAAUUUAAAUUUACUGAUGUUGAAAACUGAGAAGAUGUGGUGUGCAGAGUGUAAAAAUUGUAAAUAGAAUUUAGAUAAACGAAGCAAGUAGUAUUAAAAAAUAGUUUGUAUAAAAAAACUUAAAA
Calliphora vicina (urban bluebottle blowfly) is the source of this 1829-nucleotide messenger RNA. Its product is annotated as cytochrome P450 CYP12A2-like. The record is from RefSeq and is a predicted model, not a curated record. Gene Ontology annotation, molecular function: iron ion binding; monooxygenase activity; heme binding. The coding region runs from base 64 to 1734 and encodes 556 amino acids. The transcript is spliced from 5 exons. Lineage: Eukaryota; Metazoa; Arthropoda; Insecta; Diptera; Calliphoridae.